GGCAGAGAGGCAGUAAACUUCAGGAGAGGUCUCUCUCCUGUUGCAACAGGACCCAAGGAGGCACCACACCAUGGAAGUCACUACCAAGAGGCACUUCCUGAGUUUUGCUGUUUUCCUGAUGCACUGCAUGGCCCGCGAGGCAAACUCUGAGAAAGGCAACACUUCCCCUCUGCAUUUCACCUACUUCUUCUAUAAUGCCACUAUCUAUGAAAAUUCGGCUCCCAAGACCUAUGUGGAGAGCUAUGUCAAAAUGGGUAUUUACAAGACAGAUCCUGAGUGGGACAUCAGAUAUAGAAUAGCAUCUGGGGACAACUCUGGUCUCUUUAAAACUGAGGAACAUGUGAUCGGGGAUUUCUGCUUCUUGAGAAUAAGAACCAGAAGCAGCAACACAGCACUUUUAAACCGGGAAGUCAAAGAUAAUUACAUGUUAAUAAUCAAGGCCACAGAGAGUAACUUUGCAUAUGAAGCUUGGGCCAAAGUCUUGAUCCACAUUCUGGACAGAAAUGACUUAAAACCUCUCUUUUCACCCCCUUCCUACAAAGUGUCCAUCAGAGAAGACACUCCUAUGAAAACAGUGAUUGGCACACUCAGUGCCACGGAUGCUGAUGCUGGCCAGAAUGCAGAGUUCUACUAUGCAUUCACCACCAAGACCGACUUGUUCACUGUCCACCCCACCACAGGAGUGGUUAUGACCACAGGUAGGCUGAACAGCACCCAUCGAGGUAGGCAUCACCUGCAAGUUUUGGCUGUGGACAGAAUGAGAAAGAUCACAGAGGGUAAUGGCUUUGGGAACCUGGCUAGUCUCACGAUCCAAGUGGAGCCAUCUGCCAGGAAGCCUCCCUAUAUCUCCUCAGUGAAGGUGACACCACCUGACUUAGCUGAAGAUCUUCGCUAUGUAACACUGCUUGUAGAAAGUGGUGACUCCAACACAGGGAUAGAUUCAGUGGAGUUAGUGGACGGAGAUGUGGGAAGGCAUUUCAAAGCUAUCAGAUCUUACUUUGGGAGCAAUGAGUUCAUGAUUAUUUCAACCAAAGAUGUCAACUGGCUACUUUAUCCUUUUGGCUUCAAUCUCAGCGUUCAAGCCAAGGACAAGAGCAAACCACCACUUUUCUCCCCUGUUAGAGUUAUCCAUAUACCUCCUUCCAAGUAUGUCUCUGCCAGAUUUGAGAAAGAAGUGUACCGGGUCCAGCUCAGUGAAUUUUCCCCACCUGGAAGCCAAGUUGCUAUGGUAAAGAUUACACCAGUCUUCCCAAAUCUUAAAUAUAUUUUGAGACCCACUCCUGACAGCACAGGCUUUAAAAUCAAUCCUCACACUGGGCUAAUAACUACAGUCAGAGCAAUGGACUUCCACGAGCAAUCUCAGUUUGAACUUGAAGUUACAACUACUAACAGCCACACAUCUACAACUGUUGUCAUUGACCUCACUGACUGCAACAAUCAUGCUCCAAGUUUUAGUCAGUCUUCAUACCGUGGGACCUUUGAUGAAAACAUUCCUCCUGGUACCAGUGUCUUAACAGUAAGGGCUACAGAUGAAGAUGAAGGAGACAAUGGCUUUGUGACCUACACCAUAGCUAACCAGAAAUCAGUUCCCUUUGUCAUUGAUCCAUAUUCUGGCGUUAUUUCCACCUCCAAAUCAAUGGACUAUGAGCUAAUGCAGAGAUGGUAUCAUCUGCGAGUGUGGGCAUCAGAUUGGGGCUCACCCUUCCGCCAUGAAACGGAAGUGUUCGUCUCCCUCAUGCUCAGCAACAUCAAUGACAAUGCUCCCAUGUUUGAGAAAGCAGGCUGCAGUGGCACCAUCCCUCGGGACUUUCCUGUUGGGAACCCUGUGGCCACAGUAUCUGCAAUUGACAGUGACGAGCUGCAACAUAUCAAAUAUGAAAUCAAGUCUGGCAAUGAGCUACGGCAUUUUGAACUGAAUCCUGUCUCUGGAGUCAUUUCCCUCAGAAUCUCUCUCAGAGAUCUUCCUCCUGAGCAGCCACUUUUCUACUCUUUGAAAAUAACUGCAACAGAUGGAGAGAACUAUGCCUUGCCAAUAUCAGUAAAUAUCUCUGUGGUCAACCAAGGUCUCCCAGUCAAAAUGCAGUGUGAGGAAACAGGAGUAUUGAAACAACUGACAGAGACUAUCAUACACUCUAUUGAGUCUCAAUCUCAAGGCCACGGACAGGAGGAUGAGACAUCUUUGAAUUUGCACCUUAUAAACCAUAAUGCUCCAAAGUUUGAUGAUAGCUUUCCACGAUCUAUUGAUAUCAUAGAGACUGUUUCCAUCAAUUCAACUAUUGCUGACCUCUCAGCUGUUGAUCCUGAUACUGGUUUUAAUGGGAAAUUGGUCUAUGUGAUCUCAGAUGGAAAUGACGACAGUUGCUUUACCAUUGACCUGGAAACUGGUCUCCUUCAAGUUCUUUCUCCUUUAGAUCAUGAAAAAAACAGCUUCUACAUUCUGAACAUUACUGUGUACGAUCUUGGCACUCCACAAAAAUCAUCUUGGAAGCUCCUGGCUGUGAAUGUGCUGGAUAUCAAUGAUAACACUCCUAAGUUCUCACAAGUUGCCUACUGGGUGAUGAUACCAGAACAUGUAGCAACAGGAACAACAAUAGCGCAGCUGAAAGCAGAAGAUGCUGAUACAGAUGAUAAUGGGAGAAUAAAAUAUUCUCUCCUAACCCCCACUGAUAAGUUUGUCAUUAACAGUGUCACUGGAGAAGUGACUGUUACAGGUGCUCUCGAUAGAGAACUAUGGCCUUGCUAUGUGCUGAAAGUAGAAGCUAGGGACCAACCCAGAACAGGCUACCAGCUGUUCUCAGUUACGGAUCUCUUUGUAGCUCUAGAGGAUGUAAAUGACAACACCCCGCGCUGCAUCCCAGCCCUGAACAGUGUGAAGGUCCCAGAGGACCUGCCUGUGGGAACCGUUCUCCUGUUUCUGGAGGCUUUUGACCCAGACAUUGGCUCUGGGGGAGAAGUGAGAUACAGCCUCAUUAAUGAUGAAGAGAUGAUGUUCCAUGUGGAUAAGCUAACAGGGGCACUCCGUUUGGAGAAGGAACUGGACUAUGAGAAGAAGGACUCUUACAAUCUAACUGUGCAGGUCAGUGACUUGCACCCACCACGCUUUGCCUCCUUUGUCUUCAAAGGCUCAGUGCAGGAGAACAGCCCUGAGGGCACAUCAGUGAUGCUGGUCACAGCAAAGGAUAUUGAUGAGGGGAAAGAUGGAGAGGUUCAAUAUUUCCUCAGAGAAGGCACUGGCCUGUCACUCUUCAGCAUUGAAAAGGAUACAGGUACAAUCCGAACCAUAGGACCACUUGAUCGAGAAGGAACAUCUCACUACUGGCUGACAGUGCUGGCUCUUGACCUCGGAACAAUCCCUCUGUCUGCUGUGACAGAAAUUUAUAUUGAAGUCACUGAUACCAAUGACAACCCACCUCAGAUGUCCAGACCUGUCUUUUAUGCCUCUGUGAUGGAGAACUCCCCACCAAACACAUCUGUCCUUCAGCUUGAUGCCCUGGACCCAGACUCUAGCUCAGAGGGAAAGCUGACUUUUCACAUCCUAAAUGGAAAUCCUCAGGAACUCUUCACCAUUAACCUAUUUACAGGUCUGAUUUCUACAACUUCACGGCAGCUGGAUCGAGAAUACAAGGCUGAACAUAUCCUAGAGGUGGCUGUUUCAGACAACGGAGAUCCAACCCUGAAGUCCACCAGCAGAAUCGUCAUACAAGUCCUCGAUGCUAACGACAGUCCUCCCAGUUUUCCCCACAAACUCUUCAUGGUGCAGCUCCCCGAGAGAGAGGCCUCAGAGACGCCGCUACCCGUCUACAGGCUGAUUGCAUCCGACCGUGACCAGGGCCAGAACAGCCAGAUCACCUACACCAUCGAGGAGGAGGAGGAAGGGAUAUUCACCAUCAACCCCACAACAGGCAUGGUGUUCUCCAGGAAGGCUUUUCCUGCCUCUGAAUACAACAUACUCACGGUCAAGGCAACAGAUGGAGGGAGCCCACCACUUUCCUCCCACGUGCGACUCCACAUCAGCUGGGUUGCCCGCCCGGGCCCUUCCUCAGAGCCUCUGGCUUUUGAUGAGCCCCAUUUUAACUUUGCUGUCAUGGAAACAGAUCCUGUGAACCACAUGGUGGGAGUGAUCAGCAUUGAAAUGGGCCCCAGCCAAGUGUGGUUUAAUAUCACAGGUGGUGAUGAUGACAUGGAUUUUGAUAUUGAAAAGAGUACAGGCAGCAUGGUCAUUGCAAGAGCCCUUGAUGCCAGAAAGAAGUCAAGCUAUAAUCUGACAGUAGAAGUCACUGAUGGGUCCACUACCAUCAAAACCCAGGUAAUGCUUUUCACUGUAGCCUUUAUCCAUGUGAUUGACAUCAACCAGCACCGUCCCCAGUUCCUGGAAAGCCAUUACGAGGUGACAGUUCCUGAAGAUACACCCUCUGGGAGAGAAAUCCUUCGAGUCAGCGCAACAGACAAGGACAAAGGGAAAGGGCUCAUAUACACCAUCCAUGGCAGCAUGGACCCCAAAAGCACAAGACUUUUCCAGUUGGAUCCAAGCAGUGGAGUCCUCACAACAGCAGAAGGGUUUAGUUCCCAGCCCAUGCCACAGCACACGUUAACAGUGAUGGUACGGGACCAGGAGGUCCCCAUCAAGAGGAACUUUGCUCGGAUUGUCAUCCAUGUGGAGAACAGCAACCUUCACCCUCCACAGUUCAGCAGCAUCCAUUAUGAAGCAGAAGUGCUGGACUCUGCAGUAUUGGGCACUGAGGUUAUACAAGUCAGAGCCCUUGAUCCAGACCAAGGAGCCAAUGCUGAAAUUCACUAUUCUCUACAGGCAGGUAAUGGGGAAGAUUUCUUCAGUAUCGAUCCACAUUCCGGAAUUAUUACAGUCGCCCAGAAACUGGACCCAUCCAAGCAAGACCGCUUUACUCUUAUUGUAAAGGCAGAAGAUCAAGGGUUCCCGCAGCUUAAAGAUUCUGCUACCAUUCACGUCCACAUUAGACCCUCUGACAGGACUCCUCCAAAAUUUCCAGAGGCUGAAUACAUCGCAGAGAUCAGCGAGUCCACUGCUGUUGGUUCUCCUCUGAUCCAAGUUUCAGCUGCAAGCUUGUCACCAGUCAGCUAUGAAAUAAGAGAUGGAAAUGAAGAUGGAGUGUUUUCCAUGAACUAUCAGUCAGGCCUGAUUUCCACUCAGAAGAGCUUGGAUUUUGAGCAAGUUUCUUUUUACCAACUGAAAGUCCGUUGCACCAACAUGGCUGGGGCCUUUAUGGACACAACGGUACUUAUCUAUGUCAUAGAUGAGAAUGACAAUGUGCCCAUCUUCAUUAAGCCUUCCUUUGUUGGCUGGAUCAUGGAGAAUGCUCCCUCACAAAGCAUGGUUCUAGAUGAGAGCAAUGCUCCACUGGUGACCUACGCAACAGACGCUGAUCAAGACUCCAACGCUCUGCUGGUCUAUGAAAUUUUGGAACCAGAGGCACUGAAGUAUUUUACAGUAGAUCCCAGCACAGGGACACUUACCAGUCGUGCUGAAAUAGACUAUGAGCUCACCCCAGUCUUCAAAUUCACUGUACAUGCCCACGACAGUGGAAAUCCCAGCUUAUUUGCAUCCAAGCCAGCCAAGGUCACAAUCCAUGUUAAAGAUGUGAAUGAUUCACCUCCAGUGUUUUUCAAAGACAUUUAUGAACUUUCUGUCUUGUUACCUGCCCACUCAGGGAUGGAGCUGUUGUCAGUGCAAGCAAAAGAUGCAGAUUCAGAUGUGACCUAUAGCAUUGUGGAAGGGAACCUUGAUAAUGCGUUCUAUAUCCACCCACUCACAGGUCUCAUCUCCAUUCUUAAUUCUACUGGCCUGGGAAGCUAUCGUGAACUUACAGUUAGAGCCGGGGAUGGCUUAUACAAAAGCACUGCACAAGUUAAGCUAAAUUUAACUCGUGCACAAGGUACUGGCUUAAAAUUCAGUCAAGAUGUGUAUACAGCAACUGUGAUAGAGAACUCUACAGAUCAGAAGACGCUCGCUGUUCUCGGGGUAAAGGGAUAUCAGCUAAAUGAACCACUCUUCUACUCACUUUUGAAUGGGAAGGAAAGAUUCAAAAUGAUCCAGGCAUCUGGAGUACUCCAGACAAAGGGCGUGAAAUUUGACCGUGAAAAACAAGACAUGCAUGAGGUAGCUGUGGAAGUGAAGGACGCUAGGAAACCACCAAGAGUGUCCCAAACCACAGUCAAAGUUUUUGUAGAGGAUGUCAAUGACAAUGCACCUCACUUUGAGAAUGUGCCAUACUAUGCCUCAGUGCAGGAUGGUACAGAGCCGGGUGAUGUACUUUUUCAGGUGUCAGCAACAGACAAAGACAUAGGGGAUAAUGGAGCCAUUACCUACUCAUUUGCAGAGGACUACAAGUAUUUCUGGAUUGACCCCUAUCUAGGAGACAUCUCACUUAAGAAACCUCUUGAUUAUCAGGCUUUAAAUAAGUACAACCUUCGAGUCAUUGCUAAGGACAGAGGUGAGCCUCCUCUCCAAGCUGAAGAAGAGGUUGUGAUCAGUGUAAGGAACAAAUCCAAUCCUCUGUUCCAAAGUUUUUACUACCGAGUGAGGGUGCCAGAAAAUAUCCCCCUGUAUACAUCUAUCCUCCACAUACAAGCCCGCAGCCCUGAAGGUUUACGUCUCAUCUACAACAUCAUGGAAGAAGAUGCCCUGAAACUGUUCAGCGCUGACUUCAAAACUGGUGUCCUUACUGUCACAGGCCAACUGGACUAUGAACUAGAAACGAAACAUACGUUCACUGUUAGAGCCACAGACACAGCACUAGGAUCCUUUUCUGAAGCCAUAGUAGAGGUGGAGGUAGAGGACAUUAAUGACAACCCCCCCAUAUUUUCUCAGAUGAUCUACACAGCAUCAGUCUCAGAAAGUUUGCCUGCACAGACCCCUGUUGUCCAAAUUUCUGCUUCUGACAAAGAUUCAGGAAGAAACAAAAUGAUCUCCUAUCAGAUCUUGGAUGAUGGUUCAGAUAGUGCAAAGUUCUUUAAUAUUGAUGCCAGCACAGGACAAAUAACAACAGCCCAAGCACUUGAUUAUGAGAGAAACCAACAGUUUCGCCUCAAAGUAAGAGCUGUAGAUCAUGGGAUACCUCCCCUUAGCAGUGAUGCCCUGGUAAUUACAGAUGUGACAGACAUCAAUGACAAUCCCCCCGAGUUCAGCCAGCUGCAGUACGAAGCCAAGGUAAGCGAAAUGGCAACGUGUGGACACAUCGUGGUAAAAGUCCAGGCCCUGGACCCUGACAGCGGAGACACCACCCGCCUGGAAUAUGUGAUACUCUCCGGUAAUGACAACAGGCAUUUCACCAUCAACAGCACUUCUGGAAUAAUCUCUAUGUUCAACCGCUGCAGAAAAGACAUGGAGUCAUCCUACAACCUCAGAGUUUCUGCCUCAGAUGGAGUUUUCAAGAGCACUGUGCCUGUUUACAUCAAUACCACAAAUGCCAACAAAUACAGCCCAUCUUUUCAGCAGAACAUGUACGAGGCAGAACUGGCAGAAAAUGCCGAGAUAGGCACCAAAGUGAUUGAGCUGCUAGCUAUUGAUCCAGACGGUGGUCCAUAUGGCACCAUAGAUUACACUAUCAUAAAUAAACUUGCACAGGAGAAGUUCUCCAUAGAUAAUAAAGGCCAUAUAACCACACUGCAAAAACUGGACAGGGAAAACUCUACGGAAAGAGUUGUUGCCAUUAAAGUCAUGGCCAAGGAUGGUGGCGGGAAGGUGGCAUUCUGUACUGUCAAAAUCAUCCUUACAGAUGAGAAUGACAAUCCCCCUCAGUUUAAAGCCUCUGAAUACACUCUGUCCAUCCAGUCCAAUGUGAGCAAAGGCUCCCCUGUCAUUCAGGUACUGGCUUAUGAUGCUGAUGAAGGUGCAAAUGCAGAUGUGAUUUACUCUGUUGACUCUGUGGAAGAUGUGUCAGAAGACCUUGUUGAGAUCAAUGCUGCGACUGGGGUUGUUAAGGUCAAGGAGAGCCUUAUUGGUUUAGAAAACAGAGCCUUUAACUUCAAGGUGAAAGCUGAGGAUGGCAGACCCCCUCACUGGAACUCCCUUGUCCCAGUGAAUCUUCAGAUUGUUCCCCGGGAGGUGACAUUGCCAAGGUUUUCUGAGCCCCUUUAUACAUUCUCAGCAUCCGAGGACCUUCCGGAAGGAUCAGAAAUAGGGUCAGUCAAAGCUUUUGCAGAGGAUCCCAUUAUAUACAGUCUGGUAAAGGGAACCACUACAGAAAGUAACAAGGAUGAGGUGUUCACACUGGAUGAGAAAACAGGGGCUCUGAAAAUCAAAAAGACUGUGGAUCAUGAAACCACCAAGUGGUACCAGAUUGAUGUUAUGGCUCACUGCUCACAUCAAGAGACUGAGCUUGUCUCACUGGUCUCUGUGAACAUCCAAGUGCAGGAUGUCAAUGACAACAGACCUGUUUUUGAGGCAGAUCCAUAUAAAGCUUUUGUCAUGGAGAACAUGCCAUCAGGAACCACUGUCAUUCAAGUGACAGCUAAUGACCAGGACACAGGAAACGAUGGACAGGUAACCUACAGUUUGGAAGCAGAAUUGGGAAACCUCCGAGGACUCUUCACCAUUGAUGGUGAGAGCGGGUGGAUCACCACGCUGAAAGAGCUGGACUGUGAAGCUCAGGAGAUCUAUCGCUUUUAUGUGGUGGCCACUGACCAUGGCAGGAAAGUCCAGCUCUCUUCCCAAACCCUGGUGGAGGUCACUGUCUCUGAUGAAAACGAUAAUGCUCCACAGUUCACCUCAGACUUCUAUAAAGGGUCGGUAAUUGAGAAUGCAGAGCCAGGGCAAGCUGUUGUCACACUGAGCACCAUCGACGCAGAUAUUUCAGAGCAGAACAGACGCGUCACAUGCUACAUAACUGAAGGAGAUGUACUAGGACAAUUCACAGUUGACCAAAUUGAAGGAGAGUGGACAAUUUCUUCUAAGAAGCCUCUGGACAGAGAAGAUACAGAGAAAUAUCUCCUCAAGGUUAUGGCUUCUGAUGGAAAAUUUCAGGCUACCACUGAAGUGGAGAUUUUCGUUCUGGAUAUCAAUGACAACAGCCCUGAAUGUGGUCAGAUAUUCUACACUGGGAGAGUCUCUGAAGAUGCCCCCCCAGAUCUUUUCAUUCUGAAGAUAUCAGCAACUGACCCUGAUGUUGGCAGCAACGCCCAGAUAACCUACAGCCUGCACGGCCCCGGAGCAGAGGAGUUCCGGCUGGGGCCACAUACAGGGGAGCUGACCACUUCGGCACCUCUCGAUCGGGAGCAGAAACCUCUGUACCAUCUUGUUGCCAAAGCAACAGAUGGUGGAGGCCGUUCCUGCCAGGCAGACGUUACACUUAUCAUAGAGGACACGAAUGACAACUCACCAAGAUUCUCCCCCAGUCACUGCGCUGUGGCUGUUUUUGACAACACCACAACAAAGACACCCAUAGCUGUGGUUGCUGCCAGGGACCUUGAUGAAGGUCUCAAUGCUGAGGUUGUCUAUUCUCUCUCCGAUUCUGCCAACGGACACUUUUCAAUUGAGGAAACAACAGGGGUGAUUCGUCUGGAGAAGCCUCUAAAGGACACCCAGCACUCCGUGUUUGAGCUGACUGUCCGUGCUACAGACCGAGGCACCCCAGAGCCCCUCUCUGCUUUUGGCACUGUUACUGUCUCUGUGGUGGAUCUAAACGAGUAUCUGCCUGUUUUCCUGGCCCCUGAGUAUGUGGCCAUGGUAAAAGAAGAUGUUGCUGUGGGCACGGAAGUUCUCAACUUGUCAACAUUGACGAGGGAUAACACAGAAAACACAGAGAUUAAGUAUGAAAUUGUGAAUGGCAAUGACCAUGGGAAAUUUCAACUCAACUCAAACACAGGUGCCUUAUACAUAAAUGGAAGCUUGGACUUCGAAGCCAGUCAUGAGUAUUAUCUAUCCAUUGAGGGGACAAGGAAGGGAUCAGCUUCUCUGAGUGAUGUCACCAUGGUGGUAAUCAACAUCACUGACAUCAAUGACCACGCGCCGGAAUUCAUCCAAGACCCUUACUUUGCUGAUAUCCGGGAGGAUGCUGCAAUUGGAGAAGUCAUCCUCACGGUGUCAGCUGAUGACCUGGACGGAGCAAUGAACAAUCAGAUUGCAUAUUCAAUUGUGGGAGGGAAUCCAAUGGGACACUUUGCCAUUCAACCGAAAAGUGGGCAGAUCAGCGUUGCCAAGCACCUGGACAGGGAGGAGAUUCCCAGCUAUUCCUUGACAGUUCAAGCCACAGACAAUGGUCACCCUGCUCAGUUCAGCAAUGUUGAUGUGCACGUCCAAGUGUCUGAUGUCAAUGACAACCCUCCCCGCUUCUUCCAGCUCAACUACAGUGUGGUGGUACAGGAGAACGCCCCAGUCGGUACAAGUGUCCUGGAGCUGAUUAUGAGCGACAGAGACUCCCCAGAAAAUGGACCACCGUAUUCAUUCCAGAUCACCCAGGGCAAUGAUGGGAAGGCCUUUGAUGUCACCCCAAAUGGUCUGCUGGUGACAUCCUCCGUCCUAAACCGAAGAAUGAAAGAACAGUAUCUAUUACAAGUCCAGGUAUCUGAUAGCGGCAUCCCUCCCCUGUCAUCAUCUGCAUUUAUAAACAUCCAAGUGACCGAGCAGAGCCAGUAUGCUCCCUCAGCCCUUCCCCUGGAGAUAUUCAUCACUACCAACGAGAGGGCCUUCCGAGGAGGUGUUCUGGGCAAGAUCCACGCCACGGACCGGGAUCCCCACGACACGCUGGUCUAUACUUUGGUGGCUGAAGUGCCUCAGGAGGGGCUCUUUUCUGUUGGAGCAGCAGAUGGAAAGAUCAUUGCUGGGGACAAGCUUCCCCAUGGCCACUAUCUUCUGAACGUGACAGUCAGCGAUGGUACAUUCACAGCCACCACCAGUGUCAAUGUGCACGUGUGGUGCUUCACGCAGGAGGCACUGGACAAGGCUGUAGUGCUACAUUUCCGCCACCUUUCUCCUGAGGAAUUUGUGGGGGACCAUUGGCGCAACCUGCAAAGGUUCCUGGGAAACGUCCUUGUCACCCGGCGCCAAAACAUCCACAUGGCCAGCUUGCAGCCUGCAGCUGCCUCGGAUGGAGUGGACCUGCUCUUGGCUGUUGGAGAGCCUCAUGGCUCGCUGUAUGAGCCCCGGGUCCUUGCAAAUAAGAUCACUGUGUCAGCUGGAGAGAUGGAUCAGCUCGUUGGGCUCCGAAUGAAGAAGGCAAUUCAUGUGCCAUGUCACGGGGCAGACUGCGCCCACCGUGUCUGCAAGGAAACUAUUCAGAUGGACCCAGGCAUGAUGUCGACUUACAGCACUGCCCGACUCAGCGUCCUCACCCCACGGCACAGCUUGGAGCAAAUCUGUUCUUGCAAUGGAACAGCUGUGAGGUUUGGAGGCCACAGCCACAUCUGGUACCACCACUCCCAGCCCGGGUCCUGGCACAUGCACUUCCGCCUGAAAACCCACCAGCUGCAUGCGGUUGUGUUCUACGCUAACGGGACUGACCACACCACCUUGGAGAUAGUGAAAGGAGUGCCUCACCUUGGGUACAGCUGUCGGGGAAACUACACCAGGAACCUCUCCUCCUCACGUUUUGUGAGUGAUGGUGAGUGGCACUCAGUUUUCCUGGAAGUGAAGAACACGUCUGUCCGCCUGCUCAUCGAUGGCCUGGGAAACGCAUCUCUCCAGCUUCCAGGGACUUGCAGCAUCUCCCAGGGCAAGAGAGAUCUGCUUUUCGGGGGCCUCCGGCAGCCACUCCAGUCCCAGAGAGUCAUACGGGGGUUCAGAGGCUGCCUGGAUGUCAUUGCAAUCAAUGGCAAAGAAGUGGUUCUCCUGCCUGGAAAGGGGCAAUCAAAGGAAGUCAUGGAGGAGGUGGAAAUAAAGCAGUGUUGCUCCCCUGCUGGUGCCUGCAGCAGCAAUCCAUGCCUCAACAAUGGGAUGUGCUCCGAAAUUCAUGGAGGUGGUUACACCUGUAUCUGCCCUGGGCUAUUUUCUGGUGAGCACUGUGAGCUAGGGGACAGUCCCUGUGACUCCAAGCCCUGCCUGCAUGGUGGAACCUGCACCUUCUCUGCUACGGGCUAUUCCUGCCACUGCCCUGACUGGUACAUGGGCGAAAGGUGCGAGAAGCUGGUAGAGGAGUGCCAAGACAACCCAUGCCAAAAUGCAGGGCGCUGUGUGAGCGCCCAGGGCUCCAUCCAUUGCAUCUGUCCGACGGAUUUCCAGGGGGACUACUGCACGCAGCCCAUCAUCACCCCUGCCAUCGUGCCCACGCAGGGGGGCAUGAGCCUUGAGGAGAUUGCAGAGAUUGUGGCUGGCGUGUUGGGGGUAGCCAUCCUGGCCGUGAUUUUCGUACUCAUCCGCAAGCGCUAUCGCCAGAGGGCCAAGGCGCACAAACCUGUGGCCCGGGAGGACCCAGACCUGCUCUCCAAGAGUGAGUUCUCCAAGAGCGUGGGUGUGGGCACCCAGGCCGCACCGCCCAUCGAGCUCAACAUCCUCAGUGACGUGGCGCACAACAACUUGGACCGGGCCACACCAGAGCAGCGCAAACCCACCGGCACUCCCGAGUUCGUCACCUUCAACUCGGCCAAUGGCCCAAAGCACCGGGGCACCAUUGUGUGCAGUGUGGCACCCAACUUGCCCCCUGCUGCUCCUCCCUCCAAUUCGGACAACGAGUCCUUCAUCAAGUGCACCUGGGCCAGGGAGGAGAUGGUCUACCCAGCAGAAACAACCUACUGGCCACCUCGGUACCUGUCAUCAGACGUCCAGGAAUAUUCCCACUAUGAGAUUAUUCAAGGCCCUCCUGCAUCCUCCUCCCAUCCUCCUCUCCCCCCGCCGCCGCCUCCACCCACGGACACGGAGCCGGUUGCUCUUUAUGGGGGUUUUCCCUUCCCACUUGACCAGAGCAACAAGCGGGCCCCCAUCCCACCCCGCUACAGCAACCAGAACCUGGAGGACUUCCUGCCGCUGGGCCCUGUGGAAAUGGGAGCCUCCCAGUGCCAGAAUGAAUACACCGCCAUCAGCUACUACCCAGCCCAGCUGGUGCAGGGGGAAGGGGUCCCCUACCAGGCCGACCCCGGGUACAAGCGGGUGAGCAUGCGCCUGAGCGUGGCCCAGCCGUCCUACGAGGACUGCGACGUGGGACGCAAGCCCAGCAUCCGCGCCCAGCCGCUCCCACCGCCCAACUACGAGGGCUCCGAUAUGGUGGAGAGUGACUAUGGGAGCUGCGAAGAGGUGAUGUUUUAA
Tinamus guttatus (white-throated tinamou) is the source of this 13210-nucleotide messenger RNA. The record is from RefSeq and is a predicted model, not a curated record. Lineage: Eukaryota; Metazoa; Chordata; Aves; Tinamiformes; Tinamidae.